Molecule: messenger RNA, 7547 nt
Organism: Calypte anna (Anna's hummingbird)
Lineage: Eukaryota; Metazoa; Chordata; Aves; Apodiformes; Trochilidae
Gene: ITSN2
Product: intersectin 2
Exons: 29
Coding region: 172-3951 (1259 amino acids)
Biological process (GO): positive regulation of Rho protein signal transduction; clathrin-dependent synaptic vesicle endocytosis; endosomal transport
Cellular component (GO): clathrin-coated pit; cytoplasm; presynaptic membrane
Molecular function (GO): molecular adaptor activity; protein binding; guanyl-nucleotide exchange factor activity
Source: RefSeq, a predicted model, not a curated record
GAUGCCCUCCCCCUUCCUUCCCGGGCGGCCCCCGCCUCCGCCGCCAUGUUGUGGGGCUGACGCCGACGCUGCGGGAGGCGGAGGAGGAGGAGGCAGCAGCGGUCCGUCCGGAGCAGGCGCUCACGGGCAGCGCAACAGAUGGCUAAGAGCUAGCAAGGCAUCUUCCAGACCAUGAUGGCUCAGUUUCCCACAGCUAUGAAUGGAGGUCCAAACAUAUGGGCCAUCACCUCUGAAGAGCGGGCCAAGCAUGACAAGCAGUUUGAUAGUCUUAAACCCACAGGAGGCUACAUCACAGGUGAUCAAGCACGUACUUUUUUUUUGCAAUCUGGUCUACCAGCUUCAAUCCUUGCUGAAAUAUGGACACUAUCAGACCUAAACAAGGAUGGAAAAAUGGAUCAACAGGAGUUCUCUAUAGCCAUGAAACUCAUCAAGCUGAAAUUGCAAGGACAGAACUUGCCUGUGGUUCUUCCUCCUGUCAUGAAACAAACUCCCAUAUUUUCACCGUUAAUGUCAGCUCGCUUUGGAAUGGGUAGCAUGCCAAAUCUGUCCAUGCCAACAUCCAUGUCUGCUAUCACACCUUUACCUCCCAUGCCUCUGACCUCCAUGACUUCUGUGCCCCCUUUGGUUAUUUCUGCUCCUCUGGUGCCUUCUGUCAGUACCUCCUCAUUGCCAAAUGGAACAUCCAGCCUUCUGCAGCCCAUGUCCAUACCUUUUUCUUCAACACUGCCUCAUACUGGUUCUUUAGGUCCCAUGGCAGGAGGGUUUGGUGGUACCAGUUUGCAGAAGGCACAGUCACUAAUUGAUUUAGGAUCUAGCAGUUCAAAUUCUUCCUCUAGUGCUUCACUAGCUGGGAAUUCACCAAAGAUUGCAUCCACAGACUGGGCAGUUCCUCAAGCCUCCAGAUUAAAAUACAGACAGAAAUUUAACAGUCUUGAUAAAAGUAUGAGUGGGUAUUUAUCAGGAUUUCAAGCAAGGAAUGCCCUUCUACAAUCAAAUCUUUCACAGACUCAGCUGGCCACUAUUUGGUCAUUAGCUGACAUUGAUGGAGAUGGGCAGCUGAAAGCUGACGAGUUUGUGUUAGCCAUGCACCUUACUGAUAUAGCCAAAGCUGGACAACCUCUGCCACUAACUCUGCCUCCUGAACUGGUACCACCUUCUUUCAGGAGUGGAAAAUAUACUGAGAGUAUAAAUGGAACUCUACCAUCUUACCUGCCUGUGCAAGAGGAGGAGCCACAGAAAAAACAGCCAGUGACAUUUGAGGACAAAAGGAAAGCCAACUAUGAGAGAGGAAAUAUGGAGCUGGAAAAACGCCGUCAGGUCCUGCUGGAGCAGCAGCAGAGAGAGGCUGAACGCAAGGCUCAGAAAGAAAGGGAAGAACGGGAGAGAAGAGAGAGGGAACGUCAGGAACAGGAACGGAAAAAACAACUGGAAAUGGAAAGGCAGCUGGAGAGGCAACGGGAGCUGGAGAGACAGAGGGAAGAAGAACGGAGGAAAGAAAUAGAAAGGCGGGAGGCAGCAAAGCAGGAGCUUGAGCGCCAGCGACGAUUGGAAUGGGAGAGGAUUCGUCGCCAAGAACUUCUAAAUCAACGUAACAGGGAACAAGAAGAAAUUGUUAAGUUGACCUCUAAAAAGAAGAGCCUUAAUCUUGAAUUAGAAGCCCUGACAGACAGACACCAGAAAAUCUCAGGCAGACUGCAGGAUAUGAGGAGCAAAAACCAAAUACGGAAAACUGAGCUGGAAGCUUUAGAUAAGAAAUAUGACCAAGGAAUUAUGGAAGUCAAGCAACUACAACAACAGCUUCAGGAGUAUCAGAAUAAACUAAUCUAUUUAGUUCCAGAAAAGCAAUUAUUAAGUGAAAGAAUUAAAAAUGCUCAACUUGAAAACCCUCAGAGUACAGGAAUCAGUUCAGUGCACAAGAAGUCACUAGAAAAGGAAGAAUUAUGCCAAAGACUUAGGGAACAACUAGAUGCCCUUGAGAAAGAAACUGCUUCUAAACUUGCUGAAAUGGAUGCAUUUAACAGUCAGCUUAAGGACCUGAGAGAAAGUUACAGUACACAGCAGUUAGCCUUGGAGCAGCUCCACAGGAUCAAACAGGACAAAAUAAAAGAGGUAGAAAAAAGAAGAGUUGAUCUUGCACAGAAAAAGCGUCUGGAAGAUGAGGCUGCAAGAAAUGCAAAAAGGGAGAAGGAGAAUCGAUGGCAGGAAAAUAUCCGGAGGGAAGAGGAAGAGAAGAAGAAGCGAUUGGAGGAAGAGAGAAUGCAGGAAAAAGUUCAGGAAAAGCUGAAAGCUGAAGAAGCAGUUGCUAUGAUGAGAGAAAGGGAAAAUAAACAGCUUUAUAUGGAGGAGGAGAACAACAGGCAAGCCAUGAUCUUGAAGGAAGGAGAACAACAAAGGCAGAGGCAGCUGGAAGAAGAUAGAAGAAAGCAAGAAAAAAUUGCAAAAGAAGCUGAGGAAAGGCAUAAGCAGAACGAAGAAAUAAAGAGGAUAAAAGAAGUGACCAACUCUCAAGAGGCAGAGAAACGCACUUCUAAGUUAAACAUAAAUGAGAAGCUUGCAGAUCUGCUGAAACCAAUAGAGGGUAAAAGUCUCAAGCCACCCUGGAAAAAUGAAGGCAAUGCAGUUGGUAUCUCAGAGCCUUGGAAUUCAACUGCCUUGGUAAAUUACAGAGCUUUAUAUCCAUUUGAAGCAAGGAAUCAUGAUGAGAUGAGCUUUAAUACUGGGGAUGUAAUUCAGGUUGAUGAAAAAACUGUGGGAGAGCCUGGUUGGCUUUAUGGGAGUUUUCAAGGACAAUUUGGGUGGUUUCCAUGCAAUUAUGUAGAAAAAAUACCAGAAGGAGAAAAAUCUUUAUCUCCUAAGAAGGCCUUACUUCCUCCUACAGUAUCUUUAUCUACUACCUCAGCUGCUUCAGAACCACUUUCAACAAGUAAAUCUGCAGAAGAAUCUGAUUACCAAAACAUACCCUUUUCUAGCCUGAAUGUUAAUACAGCAUGGCAACAGAAAUCAGCUUUUACUCGCACUGUGUCCCCUGGAUCUGUUUCACCCAUUCAUGGACAGGGGCAGCCUGUCGAGAACUUAAAAGCACAAGCACUUUGCUCUUGGACUGCAAAAAAAGAUAACCACUUGAAUUUUUCAAAAAAUGAUAUCAUUACUGUCCUGGAGCAGCAGGAAAACUGGUGGUUUGGGGAGGUACAUGGAGGAAGGGGUUGGUUUCCAAAAUCUUAUGUAAAGCUCUUACCUGGGAGUGAAAUCAAGAAAGAGGAACCAGAAGCCAUUUAUGCAGCUGUAAACAAAAAGCCCAAUACACAGUCAUAUGCAGCAGGAGAGGAGUAUGUUGCACUCUAUUCAUAUUCAAGCUCUGAGCCUGGAGACCUGACUUUCGUGGAAGGUGAGGAAAUCCUGGUGACCCAGAAGGAAGGGGAAUGGUGGACUGGGAGCAUUGAUGGCAGAACUGGAAUCUUCCCCUCCAAUUAUGUCAGACCAAAGGAGCAAGAAGUUUCUGGUAAUGCUGGCAAAACUGGAACAAUAAAUAAGAAACCCGAAAUUGCUCAGGUUACUACUGCCUAUGCUGCAUCAGGAAGUGAACAGCUUAGUCUUGCUCCAGGACAACUAAUUCUGAUUCUGAAGAAAAAUGCCAGUGGAUGGUGGCAAGGAGAGUUGCAGGCAAGAGGGAAGAAGAGACAGAAAGGAUGGUUUCCUGCCAGCCAUGUGAAAUUACUGGGUCCAAGCAGUGAAAGAACCACAUCUGCUGCUCCCUCAGUGUGUCAGGUGAUAGCCAUGUAUGAUUACAUGGCAAACAAUGAAGAUGAGCUCAGCUUCUCCAAAGGGCAGCUUAUUAAUGUGCUGAACAAAGAUGAUGCUGACUGGUGGCAAGGAGAAAUCAAUGGUGUGACAGGUCUCUUCCCCUCAAACUACGUGAAGAUGACCACAGAUUCUGAUCCAAGUCAGCAGUGACCCAAUGUUGUCUUCCAGUGUGAAAGCACCUCAGAGACCCACUAUCCAAGUUUGACUGUAGCGUGGAGGCAGGGUGGCAGCCCUGCUCAUGUAUCUCUGACUCAAUCCUUUUGCUGCGUUUGAACCUUAGAUCCAGACAAGAAAUUAGGUUUUUGUGGGUUUUUCUUAUAAUCUACAGUUAACAGUUGAUUUGUAAAAGCAGAAAGGAUAGUGGGUCUUUGUGUGGCUUUCACUGCUGUUCAUUCUUGUUUCCUUUAGUAUUUUUCUUUGGUAUUGAUAAUCGUGGAUCAUUAGCAUGCAUAUCAAGUUAUCCUUUCCAUGGUGGGAUUGCAGACACACAAAGACCCACUAUUUGCACAGUUUAUCUGAGCUGUUUUUCAAUGGGCAGUUGUGUUCUUUUGAUGUUGUAAUGUACAUACUUUGCAGAAUUAAAAUGUUCACUGAUUACUGUUCUAAUGGAUUUGAUUUAAUCGCUUGCAUAUUGAGCAUUUAGAAUUAGCAGCCUACAAGGCUCAUCCAGAAAAUAAACCCUACCUGUCUCUGCUGCUGAUAGUCACUGUGAUUACAAAAAUACUACAAGACCUAAGAUUUAGAUCUGGUGCCAGUCCAUACAGACUUUUAAUACCAUUUUUAACAGUGGGAAAGGACUAUGAGGCAUAGAGUGGAGGGUAUUUAAAUUUUUUUUCUUCCUUCACAGUAGUAUUUGAGCAGGAAUUCAGGUUGUUUUGGCUUGAUGUGUCUUAUUCCUAAACAAUCUUCUUGCUUUAAACACUUUAUUCUGAUAAUUCAUAUUUGCUUUCAGGUUUAGCAAACGUAGUGGUUACUGCAGUAAGUAUUUACACAGCCUCUGUGCUACUGAGACCCUUUCCCUGCUCCUUUUUUCAUGAGUUAGUUCAGGGCACUGAACAGUGUUUGUUUCUGGCUGUGGCCUGCAGUGAUUUAAAAUUAAGUAGUUUCUGAAAGCUGCUGCUCUAAAUGAGCAGCCUGAUACACAGACAGCCUGGUGAAAGAGAUGCUGCCAGAAAAGAGACACUAGCAGAAACCUGGAGCUGAAGGCAGAGCAUUUGGGUUUAAAAAUAGAACUAUACUCCUCAGCUCAAAAGUGGUCCUUCAAGGUACACUUAAUGCCUAUCAGCAGGACGGUGCAGUAAAAUGCCCACAUUUUAUUAGUUUGGGGGAAGGGAAGAACCAGGACUUCAGGACUCUAACCCUGAUACCCCUUUAAAUAAUAAGAGUAACUUAAUAGCAGAGUACUUGGCUGAUUAGAUAGCUCUGUGCUCCUGUACCAACAGAUCUAGCAGACAUGGUACUUAAUUUAGUUGGUUUCCUGAGCUUGGAUAUGAAACAGCAAAGGUCACUUAUGCAAUCAGAAAUGUUUACAAAGCACUGUAUGUUUACUAUGUAUGUGUGUGUAUAUAUACUUGAAUGUUGUGAAGGUACUAUCAGGAAAAGUUUAGUCCAAUGGCAGAGAUUUAAAAGCCUUUCUCCAAAGUUUCUAUAGAAAGAGAGGGAUGUUAUGUAUUUAAUAUACUUGAUCAAAUAAUGUGUAUGUGCCCUUGAGUUCAGAGAGAGAUCUUUUGUGCAAUAUGGACUGCAGCAAUGUGCCUACAUAAAACUCCAAAUGGAUUUUUAUUCUGGAUGUAUUUUGUUGAAACAAAUAUUUUGUUAUAGAAUGAAGUUGUGUUACUGUAGGCAAAUAAUGUGCUAGAUAAUUCCUCAAGUAUUCUGGGUCACUUGUUUUCCUUAUGAAACUACACUUGAAGCAUUUCAACUAAAAUACACUAAUCACCCUGAAUUGCCUUCUCUGAUUUUCUGGCUUUGAAAUCCUGUGUAAUGGAGGCUGAAAUGGGUUGGGCUACACCAGUGGCAUCAAGCAGUCACUCACUUUAGGCUAAUGAUUGGGUGAUUCUAUAAAUUAUCCCAUUUCUAAAAGACACUGUUCACCUGUGGGAUGUCAACCAAACUGACUUCCCAGUGUCCAGUGACAAGUUUUCUUUGACAAAUUGCUGGUAGUUGUCUCUGAAAAAUUAAAACCAACUUCACAUCCUAUCUGGGGUGUUCUGGGAAAUAAGUUACAUGGCAUUUUCCAAAACCAGCUGCAUUUGUAACUGAUGUAGGUGGAGAUUAGGGUAGUAUUUAGUAAAGUAUCCCUCUUGGGUAUUUAGAUAUGAGCACUGAUGAUUACUGAAACAGCUGCCCCAAAGUGAUGAGAAUUGAAAUGAACCAUUUGAGGCUUUUGCUGUUAUCUUUUUGUCUUUCAGUAUUACCUGAGUGUGCUCUGAAUUCUCUAAUAAAAAAAGGACAAUAAUAAUUACAGUAAUGUGCCCUAAUAAUGCAGAUUGAAAGAUACCUAUUCCCUGCCUUCAGUAUUUAUUUCUGCUGCAGGAGUCUGCCUGGCACAGCUCAGGAACAGUCACCUGAGAGCUCUGCUCUCCAGUGCACACUGGUGCAAAAAGAAUUGGCCACAUGCAUCAGAUCAGUGAUAGGACAGAUUAUGCCAUUAUACAAUAAUGUUCUGUAUCAAACAAGUGCAGCUCAUACAAGCUGGGUUUAAAUGACACUUUUUCGUUCAAAAAUGUUACUUUUUUUCUGGUUGUGUGCAAUCCACUCUCUUGUUGAUAGAUGUCAAUAGAAGCUGUCAUCCCAAGCAGCUGUGUAAAACUAGCACUGAAGUGUUCAUCCCUUGUUUGGGUGAAAAAGGUUGGCUUUGGAACUAAGGACAAGGUGGAAACCAGAGUUAUUUAAAUUGGUGGUCCCAAGUCAAGAGGUGAGAGUUUAAAUGUUGCUGAGAACCACACAAGGUUAGCAGCUAAAACUGAAGCCAACCAGAAAAGCAAAAUACAGUGUUGGCUGCAGGGUGAUACUUGCUUCAUGUUUUUUCCUGUGGGGCAGCAGAUAAGAGGGGCCAAGGUGUAACUGGGGGUAAGAAUGCAGAAAACGAUGCUGUAACUGCACAGGUACUGAAACACUUCCCCUGUUUGCAUGAGGGAUGGGCAGACUACAGAAGCUCAGAGUCCAGAGCUGAGUUCCUGAUCCCACAGUCAGAUCCGUGCAGGAAGCUCUUGUGCCAGCACCAGGAACAGGUUGCAGGGCUGGGGUGGGUGCUGGUGAAGGGCUGUGAGGUGAUGCAAAGCUCUCUCCAGUUGUCACUGUCACCAGUCAGGAGUGCAGAGAGCAUCCAAAGCACACAACACACUCAUAACUGCAAUGUCUCCUACCAGUCACUGAGUAUUUAUGCCAUCUUGAUGCUUUGUCAGAUUGUAUCCUUGUGUGAUUUUCUUGAGUUGAAAACACCUGUAAAUAAGUCUGCCUGUAGGAAUGCCGACUGACCUGGGCCUGUAGUGGUGUUGGGAGCUGCUACAGGGUCGUGCUACUUUCAUGUAAUGAUCUAAUAAAACUGCUAUGUAAUGGUGUGUGCUGCCUUAAAAUCUCUACUGUUGUUAUUUUUCAAGCUAGAGUGUUAAUGUUUGGGGUUUGUUGUUAAGACAUGCAAAUGCAGGUGAUGCUUAGCAUGAGGCAAUUGUUCAUCUUUGGUUUUGAACAAAGUUGUAAGAUAACUAUGCAAAUGUAUUUUAUUAAAGGGACACAUAAAAGGC